AACUAGUGUCACCAUAUAUUAAAAAACAAGACACAAACAUGCGAAAGGCUAUUCCCGAACAAAUACGCUUAGCUGUGACACUUCGAUUUCUUGCAUCUGGUGACAGUUAUAAAAGUCUUUCGGUCUUCUUCCGUGUUGCCCCAAAUACCAUAUCACUUUUCGUACCAAUUGUUUGUGAUGCUAUUUAUAAAGCGUUAAAAGGUGCAUACAUAAAGAUACCAUCCACGCAGGAAGAAUGGAAUGUCGUUGCUUUCAAAUUUAACAAACUAUGGAACUUCCCGAACUGCAUAGGGGCGGUUGACGGCAAACAUGUGCAAAUUAUAGCACCACCUAAUUCAGGAAGCACCUUCUAUAACUAUAAAGGUACACAUAGUAUAGUGCUAAUGGCAGUUGUUGAUGCCGAAUACAACUUUUUAUACGUUGAUGUUGGCUGUAAUGGUCGUGUGUCGGAUGGUGGAGUCUUUGGAGACUGUACUUUUCAACGUGCUUUAAACAAUAAUGAGCUAAAUUUGCCACUUCCAAAACCAUUGCCAGGUCGUCAAGCAAAUGUUCCAUUUGUUUUGGUUGCGGAUGAUGCUUUCCGCAUGCAGAAACAUUUGCUGAAGCCAUAUCCUGGUAAAAGUUUAUCUGCAGGGCAGAGAAUAUUUAACUACAGGCUAUCGAGAGCACGACGUGUUGUAGAAAAUGCAUUUGGCAUAAUGGUCAAGCGAUUUCAAAUUUUUUCACGCCCUUCCAAGCUUAAUGCAGAGAAAACAACCUCUACAACUCUAGCUUGCUGUGCAUUACACAAUUUUUUGUUAAAAAAAAAUUUAAAUUAUACAACGUCGUUGCUUGUUGAUCGCUACGAUGAGGACGGUGCUUUAAUUCCUGGUACAUGGCGAAAUGACUUCCCACUAGAUGCUGUGAGUGGAACAGAAAAUGUUCCAAGUUCUUAUAUAACAAGUGAAGCAAAGGCUGUUCGGGAUGAAAUGGAAAAGUAUUUCAUGUCUCCUAUUGGAGAAUUGAGCUGGCAAUAUAAAAAUAUAUAA
Molecule: messenger RNA, 1028 nt
Organism: Musca vetustissima
Lineage: Eukaryota; Metazoa; Arthropoda; Insecta; Diptera; Muscidae
Exons: 2
Coding region: 39-1028 (329 amino acids)
Source: RefSeq, a predicted model, not a curated record